Hyphopichia burtonii NRRL Y-1933 is the source of this 8223-nucleotide messenger RNA. It is a transcript of the gene FMP27, whose product is annotated as Fmp27p. The record is from RefSeq and is a predicted model, not a curated record. The coding region runs from base 1 to 8223 and encodes 2740 amino acids. NCBI's taxonomy places the organism in Eukaryota, Fungi, Ascomycota, Pichiomycetes, Serinales, Debaryomycetaceae. The transcript has a single exon.
AUGCUAAUGAAAAUCGUUUAUUACGGAUUGGGUUUAAUUGCAUGCUGGUGGUUUUCAUGGUACUUUAUUGCAUUGAUUACUGGUUUCCAUUUAUGCUCAAUUUCAAUCAAUAAUGGGGUCCUGUUCAAUGGAUUAUCAUUUUGUUCUUCUAAGAUUGUCAUAAACUUGAAGUCCCUUCGUUUCAGAUUAUGGGGGAACACUCGAAUGAUUAUCUUGGAUGAUCUUAAUAUAACGUUGUUGAAUGAUGACGAUACCAUUAAUAAAAAACAUGGGAAGUCGAAGUUGAAAAAUAAGCCAAAAAAUAGAAAACCAACUGAGUUAUCAGAACUAGAAGAUUUAAAUUCGACUAAAAUUUCAGUCUUACCAGCUAAUAGACUUGCCAAAGUUUUACUGAGAUUCAUUCUUAAACAUAUUCCUAAAAUUGAUAUUGAAAUAAGAAAUACUUCAAUAACAAGCUCUGCUAAGUUCAAAACUAGAAUUGAUUAUGCUAAAUUUACUAUCCUGUCAAGGUAUAGUAAAAGACAUGAUGAUGUAAUUAAAUUUUACUCAAACAUUGUAACAACAAAUGUUCAAAUUCGUAAUACUGCUACCGUCAUGGAGCAUUUACCUCCUUCUUCUUUAGGGACUUUUAGAUUCCAAUUAAAUUACUCCAUUCAUAUGUUUCAUGGUGAUUUACAAAAUAUCCAAUUGAAAAUAUUCACUAGUGAUGUUAAAGUAUCAGUUUUCAAUACCUUUAAGUAUCUAAUCAAAAAAUUAAGUAAAGAAAAUGAUGGGUUGGGGUUACAACAAGAUCAGGAUGCGGCCACAGAUGAAGAUGAAGAUGAUAUAGAUCUUGAUAAUUUCAACUUUCCAAGAAGUGAUAGUUUCCGCUAUGAUAUACCGGCUGAAUCGUCAAAAAGUCCACCAUCAACAUCAGAAUCUUUGAAAGAAAAUAAUGAUUCUAAAUUUCAAAAACGUCUAAACAGAAUUGUUAAACUUCAUAAUAAAAUUUAUUCAGCCAUAAAUGAAAUUUCAAUUCAUGUUGAAAAUACUUCAUUUUUAGAAAUCCCUUUUGCAACGACCGAAGAUAAUCAAACUUUUACAGAAUAUUUUAAACAAUCACAUCCUAGAACUUCAGUCUCCUUAAACAUAAAAUCAAUGUCUGUAAAUUUACAAAAAUUAUAUGAGGGUUCGGCUGGGUUUGAAGUCUUAUUUGAUCCAAAAGUUGAUAAACCUUUCCAUGCUACAACUUCAUUUCAAUUAUUGAAACUUGAUUAUUCAAAAUUAGUCUACGAUGAGAUCAAAAAAACACACUUUGCCGAAUCUGAUGAAGUUCUCAAUAUCCCUAACUACAGUUUCACUUUCAAAAGUAAUAUCAUGGAUAACUUGGCAAAUGGUUACGGUUUUAAAAACUGUAUGGUUGAAUUUUUCUCAUCCGCAAGUAGUCCAAUUUUAGAUGUUGACACUGCUCAAUUAUCUUCUCUUCUUUAUAAUCUUAUUUUACUUAAAAAGUUUUUGAAACUAAAUGACUUGAAAAGGGAAAAUAGAAAAUUAGCUAGAAGAUUGGAAAAAAUCGAUCUCAAUGAUAACGAUGAAAGCUACCUUGCUUAUUCUCAUACUGGAGCAGAUAGCCACAACCAAUCUGUUUUUAACAAUCAACAAAAGGAAAUCAAACAAGAGCAACGCAAUUUAUUACUGAAUAACUAUAAUGAAUCAGAUACUAGUUAUAGCUCUCAAGAUGCUGACGACAUGGACGAAACGAAAAUUGAGUUGGACUACGAGAACAGUUCUCCGAAUAAGAAAAACUAUGAAGCCGGUAGCUCUGUCAAUGGCUCGUCUGCCAAAAGCUCUCCCCUUAAAAACAAAUUCUUCAAGCUUCUUAAUGAUUACUACCCACGUCUAGAUGUUAAGCUAAUUAUUGAACAACCAAGACUUAUCAUUAGAAAUAAUGAUAAGCUACAUGAACGUAUUCAAAUAUUGAAUUUUUCUUAUUCCUUACUUAAUGUUCACGUUAUGACCACUGCUGCCAGAGAUUAUGAUGCUAAAUGCCAUAUAUUGCAUCCAUGUACAACUUAUCAUGAAAAAAGUGAUAUAGAGUCAGCUAAUUAUACAAAUGAGAUCAUCAAAAAGGAAAUCCUAAGCCUUAGAUCUGCCCAUUUUCAAUUUGAUAUUUUAAAAAAUUUAAGAGUUAAAUCCUUAAUUGACAUCGAUGAACUUAUGGUGGAUUUGGGUGAGCUAGAUGUUCUUGUCGGAAUAAACAGACUCUUUAUGGAUGUUACUACAAUGACCGACCGUGAUAUGAAUACUGGUCUUAUAAAUUUGUUCUUGAAUUCAGAAAUAAUCAAACAAAGAAGUGUGUAUCCUUUGUUCCAUCCUAUGUUGGCCUCGCCUGGUCUAUUGUCUUCGCCAGCAUCGGAAGCCGAUCUUAAAGGUGCAUCAUUGGAAUCAAAAUUAUUCAAGGUUUUACCUCAUUGGUUGGUAGAAGCUGAACUCAGGGUCUCUCAUUCGCAUGUUCAUAUAGGUUCGAGGUCCGUUCUUAUCGGCAAAGACUAUAUAUCACAAGUUUUUGGAAAUGGAUUUGAUAAGGAUUUCGGCUCUUCAAAUCAUAACCUUAGGGCAGUCAAAUUCACCUUUGAUGAUUUCAAAGCAAAAAUAAAAAACGACACUAGAAAACUGUCUUUGGAUAUCCCUUCGUCCACUGCCCAUUCCUCAACUGACAGCCUAAUACCACCUUCAAUGGCUACUUCGCAGGAUACUCUUACGUCUAAUUUAUUAUCAGAAAAUAAUUCUGAUAUACUAUUCUGGGCAUUCAAUAUUGAAGUUAAUAAAAUCAAUAGUUCAGUACGAAAUGAUUUAGUCACUGAAAAAUUUGAGAAUUUCCUUAGCGUUCCAAAUUUCAACAUAGAAGUUGGGGCGGUGAUUCAGAACUCCCAAAAGAAACUAAGGAUAGAUGGUAAUGUCGGUGAAUUAAGAGGGUCCUACGAUCGCUAUAAACUUAUGACGAUAAUUGGUUCUAUAUACCUCAUCAAAGAAAUCUUUAUCAAUCCAUUUAAGUCAAUCACAAGGAAGUUCAAGAAUGAUAUGAAACGGUUUUCGAGUCAAAGGACUAUCUCUAAUCGCCAUUUACAACCUAAAAAGUUGAAAGACUUUCUACAUGGGGAAGUAAAAGUAGUUAAAUCGGAUUUAAUACUCCACUUGAGUGAUGAUUUCAAAAUCAAGUUACAAUUAUUCAACCUCAUCAACAUCUUUUCUCAUGGUGUUCUCAGGGUAGAUAAUAGUUUUGCAAGGAUUCUUGCUGAUUCGCCCACCAUUGAAGGAUAUUGGAGUCGUUUGGCUUGUAUUGAUGGCUUAAAAAUUGAUGUUAAUGACCCUGAUUUGAGUCACAAGAUAGCCGUUGAUUCAGAAUCAAUAAGAUUGAUACAGCCUCAUUCCUUCGUUGUUCAUCAAUUGUUUGAUAACUUGUCCAUUUCCAUUAAGACCAUGAAACAUUUAGUGCAUGCUAUGAAGGGCAAUAAUGAACUGAAAGUGAACGUCGUCAAGCCUAAGGAAUCGAAAACUGUCAAAGUACCUAAAAUGAAAAUCACAUCUAAUAGGCUUUCCUUUUGCAUGGAAGAUGAUCCAUUUGAAUCUGAAUUAAGUGUGAUUUACCAAUUGGGUAUCGUUGAACAGCGUAAACGUUUAGAACAAAUUUCUCUCUUCGAAGAAAGAGCAGCUAAUGAAUUGAAUGAGCAUAAUGAAGUAGAUCUUGAAGAUAAGUAUGAAACAUUGCUUAAAACCUUUUCUACUCAGUGGGUCAGAAAAAUAAGACUGUACAAGGAUAGGCUCAAUGAUGAAAUUGUUUCUAAUAGAAAGUUUUUAUUUGGAAAUGAAGCCAGUUUAGCAAGAAACGAAAAUACCAAGAUAGUCGCUUACAUGAGCCAAGCUCCUUUGCUAUCAGUAAUAAUGGAUGGCUUUGACCUUGAUUUACAAACAACCAAGUUUGACCUUCGCGAUCUACCCCAAUUUAUCCAUGAUAUGGGUCAAGGUGUUCCAAAGAGUACCAAAUACUCUUUGAUGUUUCCUUCAUAUAUCCAACUCACCUUGACAGAACUAAGAAUGCAUCUUCGAGAUUACCCGUUACCCUUACUCCAUCUACCUCCUGAUUCUCACGAAAAAGCACUCAAUUUAGAAGGUCAUCUUGUUAUUUCUGAAGCCUUAAUCAAAAAGGCUGAACACUUAAGAAAGCUUUAUAUCCCGUUAACAAAACACAUGAAAAACAUCGAAAAGGAUAAGCAUUAUUCUUUGACCAUUGAGAAGUCCUUAUCUACAGUGAAGUUGUAUACUGAUAUUCAAGUAAAAUUUGGUUCAAAGCUACCCUCCCGGUUUGUGUGGGGCCAAUCUUAUCAGUUUGGAAUACAGCAGGUCAUGCUAAAUUUCGAUCAGUUUUCCAAACCUCCAGUUGACCCCUCGAUGAAAUUGGGAUUCUGGGAUAAAUUGAGACUUAUCAUGCAUGGUAAAUUCAAGAUAAUCACCGGUCCUUCUAAUGGCCUUGAGGUUGCGUUUAAGGGCUCUCGUGAUCCUUAUGACUUGUUUGAUUCUUCGUCUGGUUUUGUAUUGGCUUUCAGUGAUAAUGUGGAAUGGAAGGUGAAUGAAAACGAUGACUCUCGCCUGUUUUUCGAUAUUAAAUCAGACAAAAUCUCAUGGUACAUUCCAAAUUACCUCAUCUCUCCUCUUCUUUCUUGGACCCGUGAGAGCUCGAAAUUUGUCUAUUUGCCUAAUACUAAGAGGUUCAUUUCUUCUUGUUUCGCAUACUACUUGGACGAUACGUCUAGUGACUCCAUAGAUCCCUUCGAGGUGCAGUCAGACUUGGUUGAAAAACAAGUUCUUAAUUUACACGGAGGUGUUAACUUCAAGGUUGGUUUUAUUUUGCAGAGGUCAGUAUCACCAGACUCAGACGAAGUAACUGACGAAUGCAAACCUCAUUAUGAGAUCAACUUAUACAAUCCUGAUUUUACAGGAAAAGAUCAUGAUUCUUAUGCUGGGUUCCGAAGUGAUAAGCUUCAUAUGGCCAUUUCCCUUUCUGCUAAUACAGAAAGUAGUUAUAAUGCUAUCCAUUUAAGUCCUGGUGUUUUUAAACAGUUCUUUUCUUGGUGGAAAUUAUUCUCUGGUAACAUGAUGUUGCCAAUAAGAAGGGGCGUGAUGUUUGGUGAAUUGAAAAAAUCCAUGAAGUUUUCCCAACAUUUAUUCACAAAUAAGUUCCAAUUUCGAUUCAAGUCAUUAUUCAUUUCUCAUCUUUAUCGAGAUGAAACUAUAGAUUCCGAACAGGACAGUAUAGAAUGUGUUGGUGUAAGAGCUAAAAUGGAUGACUUCAUUGUUGAUCUUCACCAAAGAAAGGAACCAAGGAUUGAAGUCCAUGAAGGGUUAUCUAGAAAUAAGAAAAUUAUGAAGAUGAACUUUAAUAUUGGUGAAGUACACCUAUCUGGAAUUGAUUUGAGAUUGAUGCAUGCUGUUUUCGACCAGGAUAUUUAUUCUGUGAAGAAAGCUAAAAAUGAAAGCAAUUCCCACUACAAUAAUUUCGACAAUGAUGAUCAAUGGUUUGACAUACUUGACUAUGAAGAAGCAUAUCUUCCAUCCUUAAACUCAAACCCAAGAAAGGUAGAUAUUUAUCCUUUAAUGUAUUCAAAGAGAUUUUCUUACUUGAGAGAUACUGAAACGAAUAAGUCCGAACAGACGAACACUCAAUUGGGAUCUGAGUCCACCCAUGAUUGUCUUUUAAAAUCAACAGAUGUUUAUACCCCUCAGAUUGAGUUGUUCAAUGAUCGAAUUGAACAGUUGAGGGAGCAGAUCAAGGAGAACAGGACCAAGAAUUACUCCAACAAGAAUUUAAACAACCGAAUAGCUUCUUUAAAAGGAGAUAUUGACGAAUGCAGACAUCAAAAAAGAAGAUUUAUCAAUAGGUCUGACGCUCACACUGACACUUCAAACGCCGAGAGCAAAGAAAAUUUCCACAAUAAGUUUGUAUUGAUUAGUAUGUUCCUCAAAUGGAAUGUCAAUAAUAGAAACUUUCUAUUGAAAUAUAUUCACUUUGUUCAGUUGAAAAGUUCUUUCAAAAAGUAUCUAUCUUAUGAAUCAAUAAGUACCUUAGAAGAACUCAUUCAUAGAAAUGAAAACAGAUUUACUAGUGACGAACUCAGUGCAAUAACUAGUGGCUUUAAUAAGAUUAAACUGAAUUCUUCAACUAAGGAAUCCACUAAAACAAAGGAAACAUCGAAAGAUAGAUUCAAUGGUUUUGAUGAAAUAAUCAGAAGAGUCAAGGAUAACGAAAAAAUUAAUGAAGAUUUUAUGAUAGAAAUAAUUUCUCCCCAAAUUCAACUUCAAAGUGAAGAUGCACCUGAUUCUGUUGUAUUGAUCGCAGCACCUGGAAUUGAUGCUAAAAUUAUAUCAGUUGUUGAUAAAAAAACGAAUUCAUUGGUUAUUAAUGGUCAAGAACUAGAAAAGAGGUAUGGUUUUAUGUUGAAAGAUGCAAAUAUAUUUGUUAUCGAGAAAAAUGAUACCAAGCAUUCCAAUAAUUUGAUUUUGAAUAAAUCUUCUUAUGGUACAAAGACUAAUUGGCCACCGUGGUUAGGUAUUGAAAUUUGUAAGAAUGGUGUUUUAGCUGGUAAAGACAAACUUUUGGUUGAGAAAUCCUCCUUGAUGGUAACUUACGAUCAGAUCAAGCCAAUGGCAAGUAAAUUGUCUCAAAUAGAGGAAGGGGGUUCCAAUGAUCAAGACUCAGAAGAAAAACAAGAGCCAGAACCUCCUCAGUCUGAAGGCAUCUCCAAUAGGCUUCGGGUGGAUAUGCCAAAUUUUAUCAUUUCAUCUACAUCAAAACAAUACUUUACUUUGUACAUCAUUGUGACUAGCUUACUUUUUUAUUCUGAACCUAUGAGUAAAUCUUUAAGUGAAAAAUUAGAAAAAUUGAAAUUUUCGAUUGAUUUUCAAGACUUAAGGGCUUUACAUGCAAAUUUGAGCUCGUCUCACAAAUACUAUCAAUUGAUGAAUAUUUUGUCAAAUAACUAUAACUUUAGACAAAGCAUGCUCGAUAACGAAAGUCUAAAUGACUACUUGAUGUUGAACAUCGAAAGGGGAAAUGUUGUCACUGAUAUCUAUUUAAUGAUGCAAUCUAUUUUGAAUGGUGAUAUCUAUCAGGCGGGUAAUGGUGCUCAACCGAAGGCAGAAUGGAUUUUGAAAGCUGAUCAAAUCAUCUUGCACAUGCUUGAAGAUGACAGGACUCCUAUUUUAGAUAUAGCAAUUGCUCACGGUCGUUACACAAGAACAAUAAAGGAAGACAAUUCCAACGACAAUAAAUUACAAAUUGAGAUGAUGCAAGGAUUCAAUUUAUUACCUAAUGCACAUUAUCAAGGAUUUUUGGAACCUUUAGAAGCACCCAAAUUCGAAAGCAAUGAGCAAAACCUAAUCAAUGUUGAUUGGAGUAUGAAGAGAUCCAUCGGUGGAAUCAAAAUAAUGGAAAAUUUUCAAGUUAAUUCGCAGCCGUUAAAUAUCAAGAUUGAUGAAAUAACUGGUGAAAAAUUAAUGAACUUUAUAUUUAGAACUGAAUUGGAAUCAAUCAAUGAAAGUCCAUUAUUGAAUAAACUGAAAGACAUUGAGACUCAAUCCGAUGAUUCAGUUGGUGAAUCUGAUUACGAUGAUUCAUCUGCCGGUGAUACUCAAUCCCAAGGAUUCGUUGAACAACUUGAUGGAACCAAUAAAAAUGUCAAAUUUGACGAAAACGCUUCUCAUACCAACCCUCGGAAAAAAUCCAAUAGGGACGUUAGCAAAAUGUCGAAUCAUGCAUUGUCCAUUUCUGGCAGUAGUGAUUCUCAAGGAGUGAUUGAUAAUGAUAUUGAGGAAAUGAUUCAUAGAUCGAAGAGCUAUUUGAGUAUAGUUUCGCUCAAGGCCAAUCCGUUUUUGCUUCUGCUUUCUAUUAAAUGUAAUAAGGGUUAUCGUCGUGCAUUAAAUGUUGAAAAUUUAAAGAUCAAACUACCUGAAUUAUCAAUUGAAAACGAAAUUUUAUCAGUUUUGGAAGUGACAAUGAUGAUGAAAAAAUUAAUCAUCAAAACUUUAUUAAGUCACACUGGUAGAUUAUUAAGGAACAAGAUGAGUGUUAAAAGAAGACUGGGUAAGAAUUUUAUAAACAAGCCCUUAAAACCAGUUAAGAAAUACGUUAAGUUUACCCAAGUAUCUGAACUUGCCGAAGAAGGGCUGACAGUUAUGUCCGAGCCUUAG